Nycticebus coucang (slow loris) is the source of this 1845-nucleotide messenger RNA. It is a transcript of the gene GPA33, whose product is annotated as glycoprotein A33. NCBI's taxonomy places the organism in Eukaryota, Metazoa, Chordata, Mammalia, Primates, Lorisidae. Gene Ontology annotation, cellular component: plasma membrane. The record is from RefSeq and is a predicted model, not a curated record. The transcript is spliced from 7 exons. Bases 199 to 1845 code for a protein of 548 amino acids.
AGGUGAGCUCACCUGCCAGUCCAGCUAAGGGGCAGGGCAUGUGGGCCAGGCUGGGCAGAGGUGAGUGCGAAGAGGAAGAACUGUGGAGAUCUCAGGUUUGGCUAGGCUAGAGGUUACUGUGGCUUUAACCUGUCAGCCCAGACCUAUUUGGUGCGUGCUGGUGCUAGGCUGGGUUUGAGGCCGAGAGGAAGCAAGAUCAUGAUGGAGAAGAUGUGGCCUGUGCUGUGGACACUCUGUGCAGUCUGGGUGGCUGUCGGUGCCAUCAUUGUGGAAACCCCGCAGGACAUUAUUCGGGCUUUCCGGGGAGAGAGUGUCACCCUUCCAUGCACCUACCACACUUCAACCACUGAUCGGAGUGGAUUUAUCCAAUGGGAUAAACUUCUCUGGAGUAAUUCGGAAAGGGUGGUCACCUGGAAUUUUAUGACCAAACAGUACAUUUAUGGUGGCCUUUAUGAGAACCGUGUCAACAUUUCAGCCAAUGCUGAGCAGUCAGAUGCCUCCAUCACCAUUAGCCAGCUGACCAUGGAUGACAACGGCACCUAUGAGUGUACUGUCUCACUGCUGGCAGACCUGGUUGGCACCUUAAAGUCACGUGCCCGCCUCUUGGUCCUCGUGUUACCUUCUAAGCCAGACUGCACCAUCCAGGGAGAAACUGUAAUUGGGAACGAUAUCCAGCUGACCUGCCAAUCGAAGGAGGGCUCCCCAGCCCCUCAGUACAGCUGGAAGAGCUACAAUGUCCUGAACCAAGAGCGGCCACUGGCCCAACCAGUCUCAGGCCAGCCCCUCUCCCUUAAGAACAUCUCCACAGACACAUCGGGCUACUACAUCUGCGUCUCCAGCAAUGAGGCGGGGAUGGCGUCCUGCAACAUCACAGUGGCCGUCAGAAUGCCCUCCAUGAACAUGGCACUGUACGCGGGCAUCGCGGGGGGCGUGGUUGGAGCCCUCAUCAUCAUCGGCAUCAUCAUCUACUGCUGCUGCUGCCGGGGGAGCGACGACAAGGCCGAGGACAGGGAGGACGCGAGGCCGAAUCGGGCAGCCUACCAGGAGCCACCAGAACAGCUGAGAGAGCUUUCCAGUGGGAGAGAAGAGGAGAAGGACAGCUACAGGCAUGAAGACCAGAGGGGCCAUGGGGACAGCUAUAGGAAUGAAGACCAGAGGGGCCAUGGGGACAGCUACAGGAAUGAAGACCAGAGGGGCCAUGGGGACAGCUACAGGCGUGAAGACCAGAGGGGCCAUGGGGACAGCUAUAGGAAUGAAGACCAGAGGGGCCAUGGGGACAGCUAUAGGAAUGAAGACCAGAGGGGCCAUGGGGACAGCUACAGGCGUGAAGACCAGAGGGGCCAUGGGGACAGCUAUAGGCGUGAAGACCAGAGGGGCCAUGGGGACAGCUAUAGGAAUGAAGACCAGAGGGGCCAUGGGGACAGCUAUAGGCAUGAAGACCAGAGGGGCCAUGGGGACAGCUACAGGCAUGAAGACCAGAGAGGCCAUGGGGACAGCUACAGGCAUGAAGACCAGAGGGGCCAUGGGGACAGCUACAGGCAUGAAGACCAGAGGGGCCAUGGGGACAGCUACAGGCAUGAAGACCAGAGGGGCCAUGGGGACAGCUACAGGCAUGAAGACCAGAGGGGCCAUGGGGACAGCUACAGGCAUGAAGACCAGAGGGGCCAUGGGGAUAGCUACAGGCAUGAAGACCAGAGGGGCCAUGGGGACAGCUACAGGCAUGAAGACCAGAGGGGCAAUGGGGACAGCUACAGGCAUGAAGACCAGAGGGGCUAUGGGGACAGCUACAGGCAUGAAGACCAGAGGGGCUAUGGGCGAGAAUCCCCUGCUCCCCCCGGCCGGUGA